Tribolium madens (black flour beetle) is the source of this 666-nucleotide messenger RNA. RefSeq lists its product as uncharacterized. Bases 51 to 509 code for a protein of 152 amino acids. The transcript has 12 exons. The record is from RefSeq and is a predicted model, not a curated record. Lineage: Eukaryota; Metazoa; Arthropoda; Insecta; Coleoptera; Tenebrionidae.
UAUGGCUUUUAGAAUUUGUAAAUUAUUCAGUUUUAAUCAGAAAUUGAAAAAUGAAGUUUUGUUUUAGCCUUUUACUACUCAGUGUUUGCACCACUGUAAUGGGGAUGGCUUUUAAUGGUGGCAGAACUGGCGUUUCAGAAAUUGAAUCAAGGAGGUUAUUUGAAGGGGGGAAAUACGCAAGGCUAAAGCGUCAUACGCGACAAGCAGAGUGGAGUUUUCGAAAAGCCGAGGAUACACUUGGACUAGAAGAUUCAAAGUCGCAACUAGGAGAAGAAAAGUAUAAAAAAUUAAUUGAUUCCGUAAAGGAAUAUGUUAAUGGACUAAAAAGUCUACCGAAUAAAAUAUUUAGUGGCAUAAGUGAUAACGUAAAAAAGGCACAGGAAGUAAUGGAGAAUAAAGUCAUUCAACCUUUAACAGGCCAUAUAAGGGACUUUGUUAACGGAGUGAAACAAUUAGGCGAAAACGCAGGUGAAAAACCAGCAGCUGAUGGAAAACCGGCUACGAAAUAAGAAGAAAAAAAUAUUGAUUUAACUUGUUUUUUUUUGAAUUGAAUUUUUUGCAAUUUUUAUUAAAUUAAAUUGUAUUAUUUACAACUAUGUAUAAUGUUAAAAAAACAAACAUUUGUAAUAAGACAAGUACUAAAACUAUUAAAGAAUUAAUAGAAAC